Molecule: messenger RNA, 2203 nt
Organism: Prosopis cineraria
Lineage: Eukaryota; Viridiplantae; Streptophyta; Magnoliopsida; Fabales; Fabaceae
Product: F-box protein SKIP2-like
Exons: 1
Coding region: 219-1844 (541 amino acids)
Biological process (GO): SCF-dependent proteasomal ubiquitin-dependent protein catabolic process
Cellular component (GO): SCF ubiquitin ligase complex
Molecular function (GO): protein binding
Source: RefSeq, a predicted model, not a curated record
UAGGGCUUCCCUGACCAGAGUGCGUGAAGCCACACGGCAAUAUCGGCCUCGCCGAUAGCGACGAUGGAACGAACACGCACUUUAACCAUUUGACGGGCUAUAUCACGUAUAUAUCCAUGUGUUUUCCCUCUCUACCUCCAUUCCCCGCGCUCUAGUCUCUACUUUCAUUCUCUUUCUUUGAUUCCCCAUCUCUCCCUCCUUUCUCCACCGUCUCCCUCAUGGGACAGUCCACGUCCACCCCCCUGCCUUCUGCGGACUUCAAUCGUCCGGAGAUCUCUUCUAGUAAUCGCUAUAGCUAUCAAUAUUCGGUCGCAGAUUUGCCUCUGGAGUGUAAUACAGAUGCGGAUUUUAUGGAUGAUUCUACCGGUGGUUUUGACUAUACAGCCUAUCUCCCUGACGAUUGCUUGGCUGGUAUUUUUCAAUUGCUUGGCUCUGUCGAUCGAAGAUGUUGUUCCCUUGUGUGUAAACGCUGGAUGCGCGUCGAUGGUCAAAGCCGGCAUCGACUUUCCCUGAUUGCUCAAGCGGCGUUGUUGGAUUUUGUUCCUUCCCUGUUUAACCGAUUUGACUCUGUCACCAAGCUCGCCCUGCGAUGUGAACGCAAGUCGAACAGCAUAAAUGAUGACGCCUUGAUCCUGAUUUCUCUUCGAUGCGAGAAUCUUACUCGCCUCAAGCUCCGUGGUUGCCGUGAGGUCACCGAAGUUGGAAUGGCCGCUCUUGCUAAGAACUGCAAGGCUUUGAAGAAGCUGUCUCUUGGGUCGUGUAUGUUCGGCGUCAAGGGCUUAAACGCUGUCGUCAGUAAUUGCACGCUCCUGGAGGAGCUCUCUGUCAAGCGGCUCCGAGGAACACAUGACGGUACGGAGAUGAUUGAUCCUGUUUCGGCAGCUUCGUCUUUGAAAUCUAUAUGCCUGAAGGAGCUUGUUAAUAGCCAAAGCUUUGCACCACUCGUAAUUGGUUCAAAAGGUCUUCGAACUUUGAAGGUAAUUCGUUGUAUGGGAGAUUGGGAUAAUAUUCUUGAAAAUAUUGGAAAGUUCAAUGCUGGUUUAAUUGAGGUCCAUCUCGAGAAGAUUCAGGUUAGUGAUGUGGGUCUUUCGGGGAUAUCCAAUUGUUUGAGCUUGGAGACUCUGCACAUUGUUAAAACUGAGUGUUCAAAUGUGGGGCUUUCUGUUGUAGCUGAGCGGUGCAAACUAUUGAGAAAGCUUCACAUUCAUGGCUGGAGGACCAAUAUGAUUGGUGAUGAUGGUUUGAUUGCUGUAGCGAAGCACUGCAUUCAUUUACAGGAACUUGUGUUGAUUGGCUUAUCUCCUACUUCUCUGAGCUUAACGGCCAUAGCUUCCAAUUGCAGAGAUUUGGAAAGGUUUGCUCUUUGUGGGAUUGGCACAAUUGGUGAUGCAGAGAUUGAGUGUAUUUCUGCGAAGUGUGUGGCACUCAAGAAGCUUUGCAUUAAAGCAUGUCCUAUUUCUAAUGUUGGGAUCGAAGCUCUUGCUUCGGGUUGUCCAAAUUUGGUUAAAAUAAAGGUAAAGAAGUGCAGGAAAGUUACUGGUGAAGUUGUAGAGUGGCUGCGUCGAAGGAGGGUUUCUUUGGCGUUUAGUUUUGAAGAUAGCGAGGUUGAGGCUGUGGAUGGCAGUGGCAGUGAUAAUGGAGCUCAGGACAGUACGGUAGGGUUUACUACACACACAGCUGGCCAAGCGCCAGUUGCUGAGGCUGCUUCAAGUAGUAAUACUAAUAACAACCGCUUGACUAUGUUAAGAACCAAAUUUGGAUUUCUGAUUGGUAGAAAUAUUGUGCCUUGUCCCUUCAGAAGAUGGUCAACAAGUGAUAAUAUCGUCAACGAUGACUUCUCAUGAUCUUUGAGAGAAGGCCAUGCGUAGGAUGUGAUGUGUUCUUGUGUUCAAUUGCCAAUUGCCCAAUUCCUUGCAGUUUGAUCGCUGAAUUCCAUCCCCCCCCCCCCAAAAAAAAAAAAACAAAAGAAAAAAAACUAGAGAAUCGCUAAUAGCAAUUCCUCCGUAACAGAAUUGAAUUUGUCGAUUCACUUCAUUAUUGAGUGGUUCUUUCAAUUCGUUGUUUUUAAUGUUAGUAUCAGUUUUUGGUUUACUGACUUGACUUUACUCUUUGGAUUAAAGUUGCACAGUGGACUGCUUGAGCAGGAUUAAUUUACUGUCAGUAUUAUGAAUACAUGAAUUUCAAGUCCAUUGUAUUUCCUUUA